Centrocercus urophasianus (Greater sage-grouse) is the source of this 3439-nucleotide messenger RNA. RefSeq names its product schlafen family member 5-like. Bases 335 to 3439 code for a protein of 1034 amino acids. The transcript has 7 exons. Lineage: Eukaryota; Metazoa; Chordata; Aves; Galliformes; Phasianidae. The record is from RefSeq and is a predicted model, not a curated record.
CAGUCCAAGGCUGGACUGAAGACCUAAGGAAGGGGUUGUGGCUGACACAGGAAGCACAAAUUACAUCUCCCCACGUAUGUGCUCCCCCCAUAAAUGGAAGGGUGGACCCAGAAGUAGCACAUAUUGGAGCUAGCUAGAGAAAGGAGAAUAUCCUUUGGACUUUGACUGCUGUUUGAGAAGGAGUGCUGCACAGCCAGAGAGCCCCUCCACUAGCUGGUAUCUAAAGGGGCUGUGAGAAAGGAGAUGGGCUCUUAGAGUCUGUGUGAUGGGACAAGGGGAAAUGGCUUCCAGAUAACAGAGAGGAGGCUGAGACUGGAUGUAAGGGAAGAGAGAGAUGGUGGUCUGUGGAUUUCAGGCACGCUCUCUGUUUUGGAAGCGGCCCAAAAUGGCUCUUGAGGACCAUCAGCUGCAGCCGCAGCCGCUGGUGUGGGUUGAUGAAGCAACACAGUACCCUGAACUAGUUUUGUGUGUUGGAAAAAUAACCUUCGGUGAGAAAGCAAGAAAAAAGAUGCCGAAAAAUUCGAAACAAGAUCAGAAACACAUCCUUGCCUCUGCAGUGUGUGCCUUGCUAAACUGUGGAGGAGGUGUGGUAAAAGCAGAGAUAGAAAAUGAAAACUACGACUUACAGAGAGAUGAUAUUGGGCUGGAUUUACAAGACAUUUUUCGUUCUCUUCUUUUAUUUCCGGAUUCGACAAAAUACCUGGACUUUAAACAGCAGGAUAACAACCUUUUGAUUUUUAUUAAAACAUGGAACAGCGAAAAGAUAUCCUCAAUCUCUAGCUCUGCAAAGCCACGUAUCUGUAGCCUCAGUACUGGGUUGUACACAAGAAAUGGUGCUUCUCUUUCCCACGUGAUCCCUGCUGAAGCUUUGCUUUUCCUUGAAGAUAAGCAAAAUAAAGCUAGGGCAGAAUAUAGCACAGGAGCUGCUGAUGAAGACAUGCAUAUUGUAAAUAACACUGUUGCUGAAUUGUUUAAUAGGGACCAACUGCAGUGUGGAGAGACAUUGAAUUUCACAGAGUCAGGGAACAUAGAAUUUAAGCAUUUUUCCACUGAAAAGUUUUUCACUCGUGUUAAAGAGAUAUUACCUCAGUACAUCUCUGGAUUUGCAAAUGCACAUGGCGGGUAUUUGUGGAUUGGUGUGGAUGAUAACAGGGUCGUACAGGGAUUCAAAAGUGAUGAUGAGGGCCUCAAAAAAUUAAGAAACCUAAUUGAUUAUGUUUAUCAGGAAAAAUUAACCACCUUCCAUUUCUGCAAAAGUGGAUGUGAACAUCAGAUAAGGUGUGAAUACAAAAUCUUCGAAGUGUAUAAUGAGGCUGUAGAGCACUAUGGCUAUGUCUGUGCUGUGAAGGUUGAACCAUUUACUUGUGUAGUGUUUGCAGAAGAUCCGCAGUCAUGGCUGUUCGACGGAGGCACUAUCAGGAGACUGAAAGGAAAUGAAUGGGCUGCGUGGAUGACCUCUGCUGAUCCAGAUCUAUCACAACUUUCUGAGAACUUUAAGCUGGAGCUCAGUGUGACAGGGGGGCCACCCUGUGCCAAGUCAGUUUACUCACACCGGGGCCUUAACAGCCUGGAUGAUCUCUGUGAGCAACUGUUUCCAGUGAAAUCCCACAGCCUAAUACAUACUCCAGAAAAACUCAGUAAAGAUCUCUUCCAAGAGCACCCGGGGCUGAAGAGUUUAAUGGAUGAACAGUUGAAGGAUGUUUCUGAAAGAGUUGUGAUAUUUUCCAGAAGCUGGGCUGUUGAGGUUGGCCUGUCAGAAAACCAAGACAUAAUCUGUGACGCUCUCCUCGUAGCCAACGGCAGGCCACCUAUCCUCUAUACAGUAGGUAAACAUCUCUCUGAGGGUUUAUUUCACUACUCACGACGCACAGCCUGGAGGCUGAAGGAGAAAUUAGUCAACACUGGAGGUUAUACUCACAAAUUUUGUGUAAUACCAAAGCUACUGACUUUGCCUCCCAGCUCUAACUAUAGAGAAGAAUGGGAUCUGAAUGUUCAAAAACUGUAUCCUGAAAACUACACCUCAAUCGACAGCGUCAGCUUGAAAAACCUCUUGCAUUCUCUCAUCAUAGUUUUGCUGAAUUUCAAAUCUUUCUUGAGUGACUCUGUUGGCUUUGAGAUUUUGAACCUCUUGACCAUUGAACAAUUCCAGCUACUGUCAGAAAAUCUCCACAAAACUAAGAAGCUGUAUGUUUAUGGUCUACCAGGAACAGGAAAAACUAUUGUGGCCCUCAAACUCAUAGAGAAAAUAAGAAAUAUGUUUAAAUGCAAACAACAGGAGGUUCUUUACAUUUGUGAGAACAAACCUCUGAAAGAUUUUGUGAGAAAGAAGAACAUCUGCCAAGCUGUGACAAGAGUAACCUUUUUGAAGAACGAUUAUAGUUACGUGAAGCACAUAAUAAUUGAUGAAGCACAGAAUUUCCGAGAUGAGGAUGGUGAUUGGUAUGGAAAGGCAUUGGCUUUGACUUCACCAGAGCACUCUGAGCCUGGAUUUCUGUGGAUUUUCUUGGACUACUUGCAGACAACUCACUGCUUCUCCACUGGUCUUCCACCACCAAAACAGCAUGAUCCUGUGGAGAUGCUAAACAAGGUGGUUCGUAAUGCUAGCAGUAUCUAUUACAAGCUAAAGGACAUAAUGGAAGAGAUUGUAGAGAAUCCUGCCAUCGGUAAUCUGCAAGCACGUUUACGGAGGUUGGUACGUACAGCCACAUGUGCUCAUGGUGUCCAAGGCAACUUUGAAAUAGUACGUAACAAAAAAUGCUAUGAAAUAGUGGAGUAUGUGGCAAAGCAUUGUCAUCAUUAUCUUAGAAGUGGUUACUCUGAGAAAGAUAUAGCUAUUCUGUGCUACAACUCUGACGUAGUAAUGAUGUACAGUGAAAUACUGAGAGAAGCAUUGAGGAAAUCAAAAAUAUUACCAAGACAAAUGGGUGAAGGGCCUGAGGAGUGCACCGUUCUAGACAGCUUCCGUCGUUUCGCUGGCUUAGAAAGAAAGAUUGUGUUUGCUAUUAUUCCUUGUCCCCUGCCCUACCAUCAUGAGGUUUUAAAUAAUAUAUUAGUAUCUGUAGCAUCCAGGGCUAAUUUAAACAUGCACUUGUUAUAUGACCAUUGGUACGAUGAAAAAGCUCACUGUAGUACUGCUCUGAUGGAAAUCUACUGGAUAGCUCGGGAACCCAAAAUUGUAAUCUUAAUCUUAGUUAUCUUUGAUAUGUUCCUGAGGAAGUACUUUCUUAGGUACACAGAAAAAGCUCACUGUAGUACCAGUAGUACUGCUUGCAUACAAAUCUGGAGACAUUGGCAAUUCAGAACUUUUUGCUUUUUUUUAUUCAACCUUUGGCACCUUUGGCACAAGACUGUAAGGAAGUACAAUAAGUCUGUAAGGAAGUACAAGAAGACUGUAAGGAAUUACAAGAAGACUCUGGAGGCAUCUUCCUUCUUUCCUUAG